GUUGUAUCCUGGCACGAUCUCGGUAUCCUCUCGAUGCCACGAGAUCGCCAGCAAAUAUACACCUCGAUUUGGUCCAUUACUUGCCUUCUGGUAUUUGGCUUCCCGGAGAUUUUAUGGGUUUCUUUGGUUACGUUCAACCUUCGCCUUCUGAUUCAUUUGGCACGUGUUUCUUGGUAGCGGUGUUCAUAGUUAAUCUCAACUCGACGCCACGCUACAUUACUAUAUUAUUCAUUUAUUUAUACACAUCA
This is a messenger RNA of Schistosoma intercalatum, 248 nucleotides long. The record is from the annotation of a GenBank genome assembly. NCBI's taxonomy places the organism in Eukaryota, Metazoa, Platyhelminthes, Trematoda, Strigeidida, Schistosomatidae.